AUGUUACCAUUAGGAACAAUCCUCGUACCAGCCUCUGAAUAUAUGGUUGUACCCGUAUCUCAGUUUUAUAUUGUACCGAUGCUUCAACAAGUUCCAAAUCCAAAUGAUUGUGUUUUUACUAUGCAGCAAACAACACCAGUGCUUUGGACAAAUGUCUCAAAUUCAAGCUUGAAUGACCAUGAAAAUAAUACCAUACAAAGAAGUACAAUAUAUCCAAUUACUAGUGCCGAUGAUCUCUCGUACACCAACAUGGAAAAUAUGAACAAUUCAUAUGACAUUCACGAUACACCUUAUGAUUUAAUUGAUGAUGAUGAUGAUAACGAAACAUCAAUAUAUUAUUUAUCAGAUAGUGAUAACUCAGAUAUAGUUUAUUUGAAUUCCAGUAGUGAUAUGAGUAUCAGUAACAUAAGUGAUACUGACAAUGAUGAUGACCACGAUGAUGAAGUUGACGACUAUGUUGAUAAUGAUGAUGAUGAGCCAAUCACUGGUGGAUAUUGGCUCUAA
Molecule: messenger RNA, 504 nt
Organism: Adineta ricciae
Lineage: Eukaryota; Metazoa; Rotifera; Eurotatoria; Adinetida; Adinetidae
Source: the annotation of a GenBank genome assembly